This is a messenger RNA of Trifolium pratense (red clover), 1300 nucleotides long. RefSeq lists its product as uncharacterized. Lineage: Eukaryota; Viridiplantae; Streptophyta; Magnoliopsida; Fabales; Fabaceae. The record is from RefSeq and is a predicted model, not a curated record. The transcript is spliced from 7 exons. The coding region runs from base 35 to 1300 and encodes 421 amino acids.
UAUCUUGAAUGUCUACAAGUUUAUUGAAGGAAAAAUGAAGGGAUCAAAAUAUCAAGGUGAAAUGGGAAAGUACAAAGUUUCAGUGUUGUUGUUUUUGGUGUUCUUUGCCUUGUGUACCUUAUUAGUAUUGAAGGUUGAAGCAAGAGCAUAUUCAUCUUCUUUAGAAAGAGAAAUCGAAGCUAAACUGAAGCUUUCAAACAAGCCUGCAGUGAAAUCCAUCAAGAGUGAAGAUGGAGACAUUAUUGAUUGUAUCGAUAUUUACAAACAACCCGCUUUUGACCAUCCUGCCUUGAAGAAUCACACUAUUCAGAGGAUACCUAGUUUUCUUCUUGAAUCCCAAAGUUCAAGCAUAAGAAGUACUACCAACGCAAGCAUCGAAGUGUACCAAACAUGGAAGAAAAGUGGAAGUUGUCCACAAGGAACUGUACCUAUUCGUAGGAUUAAGAAGGAUGAUUUGUUAAGAGCUAUUUCACUUGAUCGCUUUGGAAAAAAACCAUUGGAACCAAACACCACAAAUACCACCGAUGAUGUAGCAUCUAGUAUGAUAAAUCGCUCGGAUGCACAUCUUGCAACAAUUGGAGAAAAUUUUAUUGGUGCAACAGCAAAUAUUAACAUAUGGAAUCCAAAAGUUGAUCGACCAGAAGAUUUCACUACUGCUCAAAUAUGGCUCAAGGCUGCCAAUCGUCUUGAAGUUGAAACCAUUGAAGCUGGAUGGCAGGUUAAUCCAAAGUUGUAUGGUGAUGACAGCACCCGUUUGUUCAUUUAUUGGACGAAAGAUUCAUACAAGUCAACAGGCUGCUUUGAUCUUACAUGUCCUGGUUUUGUGCAAGUAUCUAAAGAAGUUGCAAUUGGUUCUCAUUUAGGACCUUAUUCACACCCAUUUGACCAACAAUAUGAAAUCAACAUUGGACUAUUUCAGGAUGAUGAUGGGAACUGGUGGCUUAGAGUGAAGGGUAACCAUAUUGUAGGUUAUUGGCCAAAGGAGAUGUUGGGUAACUUAGGACACAGUGCAACAUUGGUUCAAUGGGGUGGACAAGUGUUUAGUUAUAAAGUCAAAAGUACCCCUCCACACACUGGAACACAAAUGGGUAGUGGAGAAGAAGCAAGUGAUAAAUUUGGAUUUGCAUGUUACAUGACUGAUGUGAGAAUUAAGGAUUAUUCAAAAAGUCUAAAAUACCCUGCAUAUGUUACUACAUUUGCUGCUGAACCAUAUUGUUAUAGUGCUCUCAAUGAUGUUCAUUAUGGACAAUAUCCUGUAUUCUAUUUUGGUGGAUCUGGACGAAAUCGUUAUUGUAAAUAA